Messenger RNA from Tachyglossus aculeatus (Australian echidna), 2412 nucleotides. Its product is annotated as O-acyltransferase like protein. Lineage: Eukaryota; Metazoa; Chordata; Mammalia; Monotremata; Tachyglossidae. The transcript has 19 exons. The coding region runs from base 1 to 2412 and encodes 803 amino acids. The record is from RefSeq and is a predicted model, not a curated record. Gene Ontology annotation, molecular function: acyltransferase activity, transferring groups other than amino-acyl groups.
AUGUUAGUCAACCUGUCCAAUAUCUGGGUGCUUUUUGCGCUUUUUAUUUCUCACUUGAAAACAUGCAACUUACUGAUAAACACUGUUGCCCUUCAGCAAAGUUGUCCAGUAAAACCAGGGGCCCUCAGCCUCCUUCAGUGUCACAGAUCACAUGGAUCUCCCUAUAAAACCAUUACAGGGUUAUUGAUCCAAAACGACGAGGUUCCAGCACUCCGCCUCCAACCUCUUGAAAAGAAAAGGAAAAAGAUGAUCCCAAAAUCGGAAAAUGCAAGUCCUUCACAAAAAAACACCACAAAGAGAAAGCCUAUUUUGCCUGAGCGAGUGGCGCAGAGAGCCAGAAAAAGGGAAGAAAUGAUGGUAUCCAGUUUGCUGACUCUUUUGCUGCCCCUUCUAUUGCCCUGUGCAUCAUCUGCAAGAAAUAUUUCUCUAAAAUGCUUGAAAAACACUGAUGAAUUUCUUUCCUAUUUGAAUUCAAUGGAUCCUAAAGCAUAUGCCAUAAGAAUGUAUGACUCUGUGGGAAAACUUGGUAGCAAUAUACUUAGUGGAAACACAGACAGGCUGGGGUCUUACAGCGAGUGCCUGUCUGCCAAAGCGCCUCUUGGGAACUUCCAAGGGCAGUACUGCAAGCUUCAAAUGCAGCAGGGAGGAGUUGACUAUAUUGUCGCUGUGUGUGUUCCUGAUUCCUGCACUGAGGAAGAUGUGGCAAACCUGGCUCAUUUAGAUAUUUUAAAAUUCAGAAACACUUCAUUUGCAGCCCCUUCCUUGACCCUGUUUGGUUUGAAUAACACGGCCUCUGUUGGGAGAGGUGCCAGCUGUGCUGUCGGCCUUUUCCCACUCGAUCCGUUUGCUGCUCUGUGCUUGUUUUUUAGCCUGUUGUUCAUCGCCCUCCCAGUGGCUGGCACUAUCUAUGUAGAAGUCAUGAAGUGGGAUGCCAAUCAUGAAGAAGAAUCACCCCCAGGUUAUUUACCUUCUGCCGGCUAUGGGAGUUUGUCCAGAGGUGAAUCAAGAGAAGGUUUCAGAUGGAUUCCAUGUCAGACUCAUUCAUUACCAUCAGGAGCCCCCAACAACAUCUCUGAUGGAAGAAAAAGGUUCAUAGGAGCAAUGGAUUAUGUUCUAAGGUGUUUUUCCUGUCAGAAGAACAUUCAAAGCGUAUGGACUCUAAAGACAGCUGAUGGGGUCUAUUCUUCACUGAAUGGCAUCCAUGUCUUAAGUCUUUUAUGGAUCAUUUCUGGACACACCAGUCAGAUUACUAGUUGGCUCAAUUUAGAUAAUGCAGUUGAAUGGCGAGCCAAAGUGCUAAAAAAUCCCCUGUACCUCUAUUCUCACAGCGGUCCAUUCUACCUAGGGGUGGAUACAUUUUUCUUAAUCAGUGGUUGGUUAAGCACAAGGUCAUUUUUAAAGAUGCUUGAAAGAUCAGAAAAAGGAAUAACCUUAAAAAUCAUAGUAAAAUACCUGGGCAAUCGACUCACAAGGUUGCAGCCUCUCCACCUCUAUUCGGUGUGUACGCUAGUUGGAUUGUAUUCCCUUGUUCCCUGGGGAUCAGUCUGGGAGAUCCCCAGAUUCCAUCUGGAUAACUGCAGGCGUGUCUGGUGGACCAAUCUGCUCCUUCUAAACAACUUCAUCUCCGUAAAGGAGGCCUGCAGUGGCUGGACCUGGUACCUGGCGGACGAUUUCCAGUUUCACCUCUCAACGCCACUGGUGGUCUUUGUCCAUGGAAAGGGGAAAUGUUCAUUCUUUCUCCUGGUGACCAUGCUCUUCCUGACCUCUUUUACAGUGACGGCUCUUCUGUCUCUGCUCUUCAAACUCCCUGUUGCCUCCCCUUCAGAUGCAAGAGAAAAUUCUGCCUCAGAGUAUUUCCUGGAAUACUACAGCAAGCCCUACUGCCGAUAUGGACCAUUUCUCGUGGGUAUCAUACUGAGUCUUUUCAUGCACCACCAGCAGACGCAAGUCCUGAAACACAAGGCACAGGCUCUAGCUGGGUGGCUGUGCUCCCUGUUUACACUUCUAGCAGUGGUUUCUCUGGCCUAUACAGUGGACGACUCUUUUGACUCCUACUCGACUGCAGCUGCUGUCUACCAAGCCCUUCACAGAACCGCCUGGGCUGCUGCUGGGGGCUGGAUUAUUUUUUCCUGCCAGGAAGGUUAUGGAGGCCCAUUGAACCAAGUGCUUUCCUGGAACAUCUGGAAUUUCCUUGCAAAAAUCAGUUAUGCCUGCUACUUGAUGCAUCCUAUGCUGAUCAUCCUCUACAAUGGUCUCCAGGAAACUCUGAUUCACUAUACCGAUACCACCAUGUUCUAUCUGUUUUCUGGGCACUGCUUAUUGACGUUUGUCUCCGGGCUGGCAUUGACAGUGAUGGUGGAGAGGCCAUUUCAAGAGCUGAAACGGGUAGUCGUAGGGAGUGGUACCGGCUAA